This is a messenger RNA of Lichtheimia ornata, 1137 nucleotides long. RefSeq lists its product as uncharacterized. The record is from RefSeq and is a predicted model, not a curated record. Gene Ontology annotation, cellular component: Golgi apparatus; membrane. Gene Ontology annotation, molecular function: alpha-1,2-mannosyltransferase activity. Gene Ontology annotation, biological process: cell wall mannoprotein biosynthetic process; protein N-linked glycosylation. Lineage: Eukaryota; Fungi; Mucoromycota; Mucoromycetes; Mucorales; Lichtheimiaceae. The coding region runs from base 1 to 1137 and encodes 378 amino acids. The transcript is spliced from 7 exons.
AUGAUCCUCAUAUCCUCAUCGCAACGUCAUCCGGUGGUGCUAUUGUACUUGUGUCUCAUUGCACUUGCGAUCGUCUUUUUUAUUCCUUUGGUGUGGUACAGCAGCCCCUCAUCGUCGAAGGCUCAGCAUGUGUCCUUGGAUGACCAUCCGAAUCUACGACAAGAGCAUGGUGUGGCAUCAAUACCAGCAUGGCAAAACAGCACACGCGCCAAGGCAGCUUUUGUAAUCUUGACAAGGAACAAGGAAGUCGACGGCGUACGGCAGGCUAUGCGACAACUUGAAGCGCGUUUCAACCACAAGUUCAACUAUCCAUAUGUCUUUUUGAACGACGAGCCAUUCACUGAAGAGUUUAAGCAUCUCACAAGCAGCCUUACAUCAGCCGAGACAAAAUAUGGAUUGAUCCCUGUUGAGCAUUGGAGUGUCCCAAGUUGGAUCGAUGAUGAAAAGGCCGCCAUGGAAAGGAAAAAGAUGGAGGAAAAUGAUAUUCUAUAUGGUGGUAGCUUAGCGUAUCGCCACAUGUGUCGGUUCGAGAGCGGAUUCUUUUAUCGACAUCCACUGAUGGAGGAAUAUGACUAUUACUGGCGUGUCGAGCCAAACGUGGAGUUUUACUGUGACCUGGAUUAUGAUCCUUUCUUGUUCAUGCAAGAGAACAAUAAAAAGUAUGGCUGGACCAUUGCCUUGCUGGAGCUCGAAUCCACGGUGCCUACAUUAUGGUCGACCGUGAAAUCGUUCAUGAAGGAAUACCCAGAGCUCGUUCCCAAGAAUAACGUCAUGGACUUCGUAUCAAAUGAUGGUGGCUACUCGUACAAUCUAUGUCACUUUUGGAGCAAUUUUGAGAUUGGUGACCUGAACUUCUUACGAGGCGAGGCGUAUUCAACGUUCUUUGAUUACCUUGACAAGGCUGGUGGUUUCUUUUACGAAAGGUGGGGAGAUGCUCCUGUACAUUCCAUUGCCGCAUCACUCUUUUUAUCAAAAGACGAGAUCCACUUUUUCGAUGACAUUGGCUACCGACAUGAUUCAUUCAUGCAUUGUCCCAUGGCGCGUGAGCUUCAAAAGAAAUGCCAUUGCGAUGCACAAGACACUUUUGACCUCACGUCAAAUUCAUGUUAUCGACGAUGGAUCAAGAUUGAUAGCUGA